Molecule: messenger RNA, 927 nt
Organism: Moneuplotes crassus
Lineage: Eukaryota; Ciliophora; Spirotrichea; Euplotida; Euplotidae
Source: the annotation of a GenBank genome assembly
AUUAUUGGAGAGAAUAAAUUGUAAAAAAUGGAGAGAAAUGGAGAAUUUAGAAACACUUCAAGUGAAAAUUGUAGUGAAAUCCAAAGCUUUGAAGUCAGUGUUAAGACUAAUGAUAAUGAUAAGGCCAAAGGAACAUUUAACAACCAGAUCCAGUUCUUACUGACAGCAUUAGGCUCUGCAGUGGGAUAUGGCAAUAUUUGGAGAUUCCCAUACAUGCUUUAUAAACACGGGGGAGGAGCCUUCUUUGUCCCGUACUUAUUUUGCUUGUUCUUUCUGAUCUUCCCAUUUUACUACAUGGAAGUGGCUUUUGGACAGAUGUACAAGAAGGCUCUUCAUAGAUAUUAUGACAGCAUCCACCCAAAACUGACAGGGUUGUCGAUCACUGUGGCUAUGAUAAACUUCUUCUUCGCUCUAUUCCAACUAUGCUUAAUAAGCUGGUGCUUUUCAUUCCUGAUAAACUCCUUCCAAGACCCGCUUCCAUGGGCUCCUAAGCUAGAUGAGGAUGGGAAUAUCUCUGAGUUUUCAAGUGACUACUUCAUAAAAGAGUUCUUGGAUAAAUCAGACAGUAUGUUUGACAUCCGUUCGUACAACCCAACGAUCAUGUUUUCUUCUAUCAUUAUGGUAGCCUUUGUGUUCUUUAGUCUAUACAGAGGCAUCCACUCAGCUAAAUAUUUGUCCUAUGUUAUCGUGCCUUUGCCUUACUUCAUCCUGGGAGUUAUGUUCGUCAAAGGAAUUACUCUCGAAGGAUUCUCUAGCGGUUGGGCCUACCUGUACAAGCCUGAUUGGUCAAAACUAUGAACUCUGUCGAUCUGGAGUGAUGCAGCUGGGCAGGCUUUUACUCAGCAGGACUUGCUCAAAACUCUGUUAUUAAGCUAGCAUCACAUAGAAAGGAUGAUAAGCCUUUGUUGAGCACUGCAGUGUUGUUGC